AUGAGGUGUGUCAGAUUUGAUGAUAUAAGAGAUAGUUCUUCUAGAAGAGAAGUGGAUAAACUUGCUCCCAUCAGAAAUAUUUUUGAAAUGUUCGUCGCAAAUUGUCAAAAAGUUCAAACUCUUGGAGAAUAUGUGACAGUCGACGAAAAAUUAGAUCCGUUCAGAGGAAGGUGCUCAUUUCGACAGUAUAUGCCAAAUAAACCAGCCAAGUAUGGAAUAAAAAUUUUUGCCUUGGUAGAUGCGAGAACAUUUUAUACAUGGAACCUAGAGAUUUAUGCAGGAACUCAACCAGCAGGACCAUAUAACGUUGAAAAUGGCCCAGACAAAAUUGUAAAGAGAUUACUAGAACCUAUUUUCAAUUCAGGACGCAACCUAACUGUUGACAAUUUGUACACUAGCUAUGAUUUAGCAAAAGACCUCUUGAAGAAAAAAAUUACACUUGUGGGAACAGUCCGAAAAAAUAAAAGGGAGCUUCCAAAGGAAUUCAUUUCUGAAAAAAAACGAGAACAAUAUUCAACAUUACUUGGAUUCCAAAAAAAAUUGGCACUGGUUUCUUACGUACCGAAAAAAAACAAAUGUGUUGUUCUUUUAUCCUCAAUGCAUAAUGGUGGUACAAUUGACGCUUCUACAGGAGAAGCAAAGAAACCAGAGAUUAUAACAUUUUAUAACCUUACAAAGGGCGCAGUUGAUGUAGUGGAUGAAAUGUCAGCUACAUAUUCUACUGCGAGAAUAAGUAAAAGAUGGCCUAUGGUCAUAUUUUUCAGUAUGCUGAAUAUUGCUACUGUAAAUUCUCGUAUCAUAUUACUGUCGUCAAAUACGCCACCCGUUCAGUAUAAGAAAAGAAGUUUAUUCAUAAAAGAUCUUUCUUUAGAAUUAUUGAAGGACCACCUUCAAGAAAGAAGUAUGCAGGCUACUCUUCCCCGUCAAUUGCGUGACCAAUUGAAUUGUAACCGCAGUGAAAAUUGUGAUACUCCCCCGCAAAAAAAGCAAACAUUUUCUAGAAAAAGAUGA
This is a messenger RNA of Argiope bruennichi, 1011 nucleotides long. RefSeq names its product piggyBac transposable element-derived protein 4-like. The record is from RefSeq and is a predicted model, not a curated record. Bases 1 to 1011 code for a protein of 336 amino acids. The transcript has a single exon. Lineage: Eukaryota; Metazoa; Arthropoda; Arachnida; Araneae; Araneidae.